Molecule: messenger RNA, 987 nt
Organism: Colletotrichum abscissum
Lineage: Eukaryota; Fungi; Ascomycota; Sordariomycetes; Glomerellales; Glomerellaceae
Product: HpcH/HpaI aldolase/citrate lyase family protein
Exons: 3
Coding region: 1-987 (328 amino acids)
Cellular component (GO): cytoplasm
Molecular function (GO): aldehyde-lyase activity
Source: RefSeq, a predicted model, not a curated record
AUGUCAGUCAUUGGCCAGGAAUACAAGAAUGUCCCUACGCUGGGAAUGAAUGCCUACGCGGCGCCCUCCCUGUUUCAACCGCACAAGGCUCGUCAAGCCAUUCGCGAUGCCCACGAGAAGAAGAUCCCCCCAUUGAUGUGCUAUUAUGCUGGCCUCAGUUCUCUCCCCAUCACACGCUUCCUUGCCCCUAUGGGAUACGACGCAGUUUGGAUUGACUGGGAGCAUACGUCCUGUAACGUCGAGACCAUGACAUCGAUGGUCCACGAAGCCAUCUUCAUGAGCCAGGGACGAACCAUCCCAUGGGUUCGUGUUCCCGGCCACGAUCACGCCGCCAUCGGCUAUGCCCUCGACUGCGGUGCCAGCGUCGUCAUCCCCCAGGUCGAGACGGUAGAGGAGGCCAAGCACGUCCUGUCCGCAGCCAAGUACGGCACCAAGCAGCGCGGCACACGCUCUGCUCCCCCCUUCCGCCUCAUCCCCUUCCUCACCGACACCCCCUACGAUCCCAACCGCGACAUCCACAAGUGCGUCAACGACCAGGCCGCCAUCAUGAUCCAGAUCGAGUCCGCCGAGGGCGUGCGCAACCUCGACGCGAUCCUCACAGAGUGCCCCGACAUCGACGUCGUCUGGUUCGGCACGCUCGACUGCCGCGUCAGCAUGAACCUCGAAGCCAAGAUGGGCGGCAUGGGCGCCGACGAGCCCGAGUGGCUCGAGAUCUCGAAGCUCUUCUUCGAUACGAUCGACAAGCAUGACAAGCCGUACGCUGGCUUCGCGUUCUGCGCGCCGCCGUACGGAAGCCCCGAGAAGCUUCGGGAGGCGGCGAAGAGGAUGAGUCUUAUUUCCAUGUCGGCUGAUGUGCUUCACCUCGGUGCGUUGGCUCAGGAUUUGAUGGUUGCUCGGGAGACUAUUGGUCCCGUUGGUCGGGAGAACGGCAACGGGACGAAUGGACAGGAGGCGGAGAAGACUGAGGAGGUGAACGGUAAGGCGUAG